AUGGCGCCGACGAAAGCGACCGCACGCGUCUCAGGCAAUGCUAGAAGCAGGCUUGCGACUACGCCAGCUGAUCGUCUGCGAGUAGCGAAGCAACAAUUCCAGGGUUCCAACAACGCACAGGAAAAGCUAUACACCAUGUUCGAGGAUACGAUGGAAGAUCUUGGACAGACCAAGGACAAACUCGAAGCGGCCGAGAACGAGCUAGAAACGACGAAGAGUAAACUUGAUAAAGCGGAACGCGACGCUGAUUUCUGGUACCGCGGCUGGAAAAACAUAAGCAACAGAUGCCAAGCUGCCGAUAGCACUUUGAAGGCACACGAACACCAAAUUUAUCAACUGGAAGCCGAGUUGGCGCUCGAGAAAGAGAGGGCGGAGAAGAACGAGAACGCUCAAGAGAUGCUCGAGCGACUCAAAAACCAAUGGUCGUUCUUCUCCCAUAUCCUCGGUAACGAAGACUCCGGACGCUAG
Alternaria incomplexa is the source of this 468-nucleotide messenger RNA. RefSeq lists its product as uncharacterized. Bases 1 to 468 code for a protein of 155 amino acids. NCBI's taxonomy places the organism in Eukaryota, Fungi, Ascomycota, Dothideomycetes, Pleosporales, Pleosporaceae. The record is from RefSeq and is a predicted model, not a curated record. The transcript is spliced from 2 exons.